GUGAAAAUGAAAGGAAGAAACCAGUUGUAUUUACUCAUUAGUAUGUACAGUACAAAUAAGAGACCAGAAGGUGUUUAUUUAAGAUUGUUCCAGAAUAUUUUAUUUUCUCCUCUGUCAAAUAAAUGGUGUAUUGCUCCUUGCCAAGCAAAGAAGACAGACAUACUGUCAUUUGAAUAUGCAAUACUUUGCAAGCAAUAGGAUCCGAAGCAAAAUGGGAAAUCAGAGACAAGUACUAGCUGAUCACUUGAGAAAGAACUCUAAUUGCAACUAAUUGCAAAUCAGCAAGAAAACAUGGAGAAGCGUGUGUUCUCAAAUCAAAAUUGAAAAAUGAAAUUAUCAGCAUACCGUUUUGCUUGGACUGUUUUUGGAAUACUGACAUAUAUAUUAGACAUUGGUGCAGACAUAUGUGUGGCUUUUCAGUACUUUUCCAGGGGUCACUAUUCCUGGUUUGCACUGACUCUUGUAUUUGUGUUCAUUGCAACAGUAACCAUUCAAAUAUUCAGUCUCUCUUGGUUCAAGGAUGAUCCCCCAGAGCCUUCAGACACUCGCAGGUGCUCCCCAGGGCAGAUUACCGCAGUGCAUUGGUUUCAGAUGGGGAUUUUUAUAAGGUACAAUGACGUACUUCGUAAGAGAUUCAAGGCAGUUUAUCGGUCCAGCCAGGAUAUCCACAGUGAUGUAUUCAGCAUAGUAGCUGACUUGAGUAUGUUAAGACUGUUUGAGACUUUCCUGGAGAGUGCCCCUCAGCUCAUAUUGCAGAUCUCCAUCAUCCUGGAGCACAAGGAAAGGUUUUCUAUUCAGUAUGUCACCAUCCUAACAUCAUUCAUGGCUAUUGCCUGGGCAACUGUUGACUACCAGAGGUGUUUGCGAAGAUCCCUGAAAAUGAAGGAAAUUGUUUUUGGGUUACCCACAGUUGUAUAUCUGCUGUACAAGCUCUUCACAAUAACUUCCCGGAUAUUAAGCAUAGCCCUCCUGACCAUUGUAAAUAUCUACUUCACUUUAGCAUUGGUUGCUGUAGUGUGGUUGUUUGGUACAAUUUGGGCCUUCAGACAACACACAGAUUUCUGUACAUCAAAAUAUUUGGAAGUGUAUUACAGGGCUGUGGUUGGGGUAAUACUAGUUUUUACCUUUUUCAAUAUAAAAGGCCAAAAUACACAUGUUCCAAUGACAGUGUAUUAUACACUGUAUGUCUUGCAGACAGCAGGUGUACUUAUUUUGUUUUGGUGUCAGAAGCUCUCACUUACAGAACCUGUCUUGUUGGCUGUCACCAUAACCACAGCUGUUACAAUUAUACUAGGACUAAUCUGUCUUGUACUAUAUUAUCUCUAUUUACACCCAACAAAAAAUGUUCCAAAUGUAGCCGAUGAAAUUGAUGGAUUAGAAGCUAGACCAAGCAGGGAACAAUUGUCUCGAAUAAGUCGUUUCUUACAGCAAUAAGACUUUUGGACUUUGCUAUCUCUCACACACCAGAUCUGUGAACUAAGCCCACAUGGAAAACCUCUUUCUAAAUCUACUUUGUAUUCACUUUAUACUGCUGACAUUCACCAAGGUACAGCUAAUAACUACAAUUAUUCUGAUUCUCAUGUUGCCUUUUAUUGUGUAUUAAAUACAUCUGUCUUUAUAUUUACAGCAGCUAUAAGGAAUAAAAAUUCUGUUAAUUUAUACUUGACAUUUUAAAAGUAAUAUCUAUAUUGGGAUUAAAUGUUUGUUAUUUACAAAAACGAUCUGUGUUACCUGAGCUGUAUGGUAGAUGCAGAAGUACAACACUUACACACACACACACAAAAAAAAAGAUGCUGUUAUCAGAUUGUACUCAUUUUUGUAUUUUGAUCUACUACAUACAUUGUUUAGCAGUAGGUGGUUAUGAAGUUGCCAGUUUGUGGAAGGAAUACAGUUGCAUCCAUGCUGAGAUUGUCUGUGUAGUGUUUACUUUUUACAAGUAAUACUGUACAUAAUAUCAAAUAACUCCUGUUUGAUUUGUAAAAAAAAACUAUUGUAAUUC
This is a messenger RNA of Polyodon spathula (Mississippi paddlefish), 1999 nucleotides long. RefSeq names its product XK, Kell blood group complex subunit-related family, member 9 (gene xkr9). Gene Ontology annotation, biological process: apoptotic process involved in development; phosphatidylserine exposure on apoptotic cell surface; engulfment of apoptotic cell. Gene Ontology annotation, cellular component: plasma membrane. The record is from RefSeq and is a predicted model, not a curated record. The coding region runs from base 328 to 1434 and encodes 368 amino acids. The transcript has 4 exons. Lineage: Eukaryota; Metazoa; Chordata; Actinopteri; Acipenseriformes; Polyodontidae.